GUCAACAGGAGGCCGUCCGCCAUGUUCAAGGGUUCUUUGAUGGCGCAUUUGUAAGCGAGGACUAUGCAGUCAGCGAAUUUUGGCUAUUUUGCUGGUUUGUGAAUUUAUUCAAGCUAAUUUUGUUGAUUUGCGUGGCGAUGCCGUCAUACUGUGUCGUUCCACGUUGCACUCAGAGUGGAAAUAUUGGAGAGGACGGAAGCAAGGUCUCUUUUCACUGUUUUCCAGCAGACAAAGAGCUCCGGAAAAAGUGGCUCGUUGCCAUAAAGCGUGUUCCAGACUUCGACGUAGACACAGCUCGCAUCUGUUCGAACCACUUCAUUGCUGAUGACUUCGUAAGGAAUGUUGCCAGUGGGCGGAGGAUACUACAUGACGGAGUCAUCCCUUCUGUGUUUUCAUUUCGUGAGCUGCCAAAGAAGCGUAGAGCUCCACUGCAGAGAACCAUACCGCCAAGGCCACAAAAAGCUAGAGCAAGACCGCUACGAGAGGUACAGCAGAACGAGGGCGCAUUGUCACCCAUAGAAAAUGCUUCACUAGCCGCGGACACUGUGUUUGACACCAUGAACAACGCACAGGGGGGGCAAAGCGAUCCAAGCCUAACCUACAACAUGCAGCAACAGAAUGAAAAUGAAAACGUGCUGACAAAGGAAGAAAGGCAAAUACAAGAGCUGCAGCGAGAAUUGAAAGAAGCAAAAUCAACAAUAGCGAAACUGCAAAGGGAAAAUGAGCUGCUCCAGGAAAGGUGUAGAAAGUAUGAAGCUGUGCCCGCAGAAUUUUCCGUUGAGAGAUUUAAGGAUGAUGAUGACAGCUUUCAAUUUUACACUGGGCUGCCCAGCUAUGGAGUCUUCAAAGCCGUUCUUGACUACCUUGGCCCAGCAUCACAAGACGAGGGUAUGCCAUGUGACGACCAACCAACAUUUUCCCGGCGGGGUCGAAAAACUGUUCUCAGCACAGAGGACCAGUUGUUCCUAGUGAUGGUCAGACUAAAGCUUGGACUGUUCCAAAAAGACCUCGGGCAUCGUUUUGGCAUCCACCAGAGCACCGUGAGCAGACUCUGCACUGACUGGAUAAACUUCUUGUACCUACGUCUGUGUGAGCUACCACUAUGGGCCACCCGGGAAAUUGUUGACAAGAACAUGCCACCAGCCUUUGUGGAUAAGUAUCCAAGGACACGGGUCAUCAUUGACGCCACAGAAAUAAGGUGUGAAGUCCCAAGUUCUUUUGUUCUACAGUCUGAGACAUACUCAAACUAUAAAUCAUGCAACACAUUCAAAGGUCUGGUUGGAAUAUCACCAGAUGGCCUUGUCACAUUUGUGUCAGCUCUGGCUACAGGAUCCAUCUCGGAUAGAGAACUUGUCAAGAAAAGUGGAUUUCUUUCACUCCCGUUUACGGAGGGAGAUGUCGUCAUGGCAGACAAAGGCUUCACAAUCGGUGACCUUCUGGAACCACUGAAAGUGGAGCUGAACAUACCACCAUUUCUGAGACAACAACAGUUUGCAGAAGAGGACGUGCUGGAAACUGAAGCAAUAGCGUCACUCCGUAUUCACGUUGAGCGCAGAAUUCAAAGGAUCAAAAACUUCCACAUAUUCGAUCGUCGCAUACCCAUAACAAUGGCUCCCCUGAUCAAUCAGCUGUGGACUGUGUGUGUUAUACUGACUAACUUUCAAUCAUCUCUGAUAAAAGAUAGCUGAAUUGCACAGUUGUAAAGGAAUCAUGACACGCAAGACCCUGUUUCACCAACGCCGAUUAACACCUGAACAGGGAUGAGCGAUCCCUUAACAGUGUUUCACUAAAGGGAGUUAUUGUCACUGAAACAUUCAUCGCGUCACCAACUGACGUUUGUAAAAAAAAUUGAGCAGUACCUUCAAGUUUUAGCAACAUUUGAUCUCGGUUCAAAGUUAACCGGUGUUUGGUGAAAUCGUGCCUGAGUGUUCUAAGUGAAGACUAUUCAGAUGAAACUGUUCCAACUUUAUUCCAAGUAAGGCACACUGACUAGAUUGCUUAGGAAAUGCCGAGCAUGUAUAGUUAAGGAGUCACUCCCUAUGUAUAGUACGUCAUGUAAUCCCUGACCCUGCUUGAAUAUGUAACCUAAGAACUUUUAAAGGACAUUUGUUCAAAAAUAAAUCUGUGUUCAAUGUA
Molecule: messenger RNA, 2136 nt
Organism: Ornithodoros turicata
Lineage: Eukaryota; Metazoa; Arthropoda; Arachnida; Ixodida; Argasidae
Exons: 2
Coding region: 138-1688 (516 amino acids)
Source: RefSeq, a predicted model, not a curated record